Messenger RNA from Dipodomys spectabilis (banner-tailed kangaroo rat), 5122 nucleotides. RefSeq names its product phosphofurin acidic cluster sorting protein 2 (gene Pacs2). The transcript has 24 exons. NCBI's taxonomy places the organism in Eukaryota, Metazoa, Chordata, Mammalia, Rodentia, Heteromyidae. The record is from RefSeq and is a predicted model, not a curated record. The coding region runs from base 9 to 2687 and encodes 892 amino acids. Gene Ontology annotation, molecular function: transmembrane transporter binding. Gene Ontology annotation, biological process: protein localization to plasma membrane.
CCGGCGCCAUGGCCGAGCGGGGCCGCCUCGGCCUCCCCGGCGCGCCCGGCGCGCUCAACACGCCGGUGCCCAUGAACCUGUUCGCCACCUGGGAGGUGGACGGCUCCAGCCCCAGCUGCGUGCCCAGGUUGUGCAGCCUGACCCUGAAGAAGCUGGCUGUGCUCAGGGAGCUGGAGAAGGAGCUCAUGUCUGUGGUGAUAGCUGUCAAGAUGCAGGGUUCCAAAAGGAUCUUGCGCUCUCAUGAGAUUGUACUGCCCCCAAGUGGACAAGUGGAAACUGACCUUGCCCUGACCUUCUCUCUGCAGUAUCCACACUUCCUGAAGAGAGAAGGCAACAAACUCCAGAUCAUGCUACAACGCAGAAAGCGGUACAAGAACCGGACAAUCCUAGGCUACAAGACACUGGCUAUGGGCUCCAUCAACAUGGCUGAGGUAAUGCAGCACCCCUCCGAGGGCGGCCAGGUGUUGAAUCUCUGCAGCAGCAUUAAGGAGGCCUCUGUCAAGGUGGCUGAGAUCUGGAUCGUCUCCUUGUCCAGCCAGCCCAUUGACCACGAGGACAGCGCCAUGCAGGCUGGGCCCAAGACCAAGUCCACAGAUAACUACUCAGAGGAGGAGUAUGAGAGCUUUUCCUCGGAGCAGGAGGCCAGCGAUGAUGCUGUACAGGGGCAGGAUCUGGAUGAGGACGACUUUGAUGUGGGAAAGCCCAAGAAGCAGCGGCGAUCGAUAGUAAGAACGACGUCCAUGACCAGGCAACAGAACUUCAAGCAGAAGGUUGUGGCACUGCUACGGAGAUUUAAAGUGUCAGAAGAGGUUCUGGAUUCUGAGCAGGACCCUGCAGAACAUGUCCCCGAGGCAGAAGAGGACCUGGACCUCCUCUAUGACACUCUGGAUGUUGAUAACCCCAGUGACAGUGGUCCCGACAUGGAUGAUGACGACAGCGUGCUCAGCACCCCCAAACCCAAGCUCAGGCCGUACUUCGAAGGCCUGUCUCAUUCCAGCUCACAAACGGAGAUCGGGAGCAUCCACAGUGUCCGGAGCCAUAGAGAGCCUCCAAGCCCCGCAGAUGUCCCUGAGAAGACACGGUCCCCCGGAGGCCAGCAGCCAAGUGACAGCAUCUCUGACACAGUGACUCUUGGUGUAUCAGACCCACGAGAGCCAGCAGUGCCGCCCGAGGACAGCCCAGAGGCUGAGACCUCCACCCUGGAUGUGUUCACUGAGAGGCUGCCGCCCAGUGGGAGGAUCACCAAGACAGAGUCUCUGGUCAUCCCCUCCACCAGCAGGCCUGAGGUCAAGCCAGCUGGCCGCCGGGGCCGGAGCACAUCCCUGAAGGAGCGACAGCCUGCCCGGCCACAGAACGAGCGAGCAAAUAGUCUGGACAACGAGCGCUGCCCCGACACACGGAGCCAGCUGCAGAUCCCCAGGAAGACGGUGUACGACCAGCUGAACCAUGUCCUCAUCUCGGACGACCAGCUUCCAGAGAACAUCAUUCUGGUCAACACCUCUGACUGGCAGGGGCAGUUCCUCUCAGAUGUCCUCCAGAGGCACACGCUCCCCGUGGUGUGCACAUGUUCCCCCGCAGACGUCCAGGCGGCCUUUAGCACCAUUGUCUCGCGCAUCCAGAGAUACUGCAACUGCAAUUCCCAGCCCCCCACCCCAGUGAAGAUCGCCGUGGCGGGAGCCCAGCACUACCUCAGCGCCAUCCUGCGGCUCUUCGUGGAGCAGCUGUCCCACAAGACGCCGGACUGGCUCGGCUACAUGCGCUUCCUCAUCAUCCCCCUGGGUUCCCACCCUGUGGCCAGGUACCUGGGCUCCGUGGACUACCGCUACAACAACUUCUUUCAGGACCUGGCCUGGAGAGACCUGUUUAACAAGCUGGAAACUCAGAGCACUGUGCAGGACACGCCAGACAUCGUGUCACGCAUCACCCAGUACAUCGCGGGCGCCAACUGUGCCCACCAGCUACCCAUCGCUGAGGCCAUGCUGACCUACAAGCAGAAGAGCCCUGAUGAAGAGUCGUCCCAGAGAUUCAUUCCCUUUGUUGGGGUUGUAAAGGUUGGAAUUGUGGAACCAUCGUCAGCCACAUCAGGUGACUCCGAUGACGCGGCCCCCUCGGGCUCCAGCGUGCUCUCCUCCACCCCACCGUCCACAUCCACAUCUCCCGCAGCCAAGGAGGCCUCGCCCACCCCCCCUUCUUCCCCAUCAGUGAGCGGAGGCCUGUCCUCCCCCAGCCAGGGUGUCGGCGCUGAGCUCAUGGGGCUACAGGUGGACUACUGGACAGCGACCCAACCCACAGACAGGAAGAGAGAUGCCGAGAAGAAGGACCUGCCCACCACCAAAAACACGCUCAAGUGCACUUUCCGGUCCCUCCAGGUCAGCAGGCUGCCCAGCAGCGGUGAGGCUGCGACCACCCCCACCAUGUCCAUGACUGUGGUCACCAAGGAGAAGAACAAGAAGGUGAUGUUUUUGCCUAAGAAAACGAAGGACAGGGAUGUGGAGUCCAAAAGCCAGUGCAUCGAGGGCAUCAGCCGCCUGAUCUGCACAGCCAAGCACCAGCAGAACAUGCUGCGGGUCCUCAUCGAUGGCGUGGAAUGCAGCGAUGUCAAGUUCUUCCAGCUGGCUGCCCAGUGGUCCUCACAUGUGAAGCACUUCCCCAUCUGCAUCUUCGGACACUCCAAAGCCACCUUCUAGCUCCACCCAUGGAGGGGCCAGCACAGGACAGUGGAGGAAAUUGUCCUGCCCUUGGUGGCCAUUGUUGGAGGGGCAGCUGCAUUUCUGUUAACACUUGUUUACUACAGAGACAGACCCUUAAAACACAAAGAAACAGUCUUAAGUAUGAAUGUGCUCAGAGCCUGGAAACUGAGGGACAGGUAGCUCUCUGAUGGGUGCCUAGUAACUGCUCUGCUUAUUAACCAGAAAGUCUGGCUGAGUGAGAGGCUGGAGAGCUGAGGGAAGUGCAUUCUGGUCUCAGGAGCCCCUAGAGUCUGCAAGAAGGAGGGUUCUUGCCUUUGAAUCCUGUCUUACCUGGAAGCAAGGAUGCUACUUCCUCGGGGAGCCCUUGGUAGGCACAGGCUGUGGAGCUUGGUGACCGGAGGCUGAAGACCAUGGGCAUGUUCUGCCCCUUGUGUGAGAUGAUACCCCACUCCUACCCUGGCUCCGUCCAGCCUUACGGUGGAAGUUUUACAGUAGAUCUUUCUAAUGCUCUCAAAGACAUAUAACUACCGACGUAGCUGCCAAACAUGUUGCUCUCAUGAAGUCCCCUUGAGGCUGGGCUGAGCCAGUGGAACCCACCCCCCCCCUGCCUUGCUCUCUGCUCUGGUUGCUAAGGCACUGCUAGUCUUCUGUUUAUCUUGCUGCCCCAGACUCGUCUGCACAGCCCUGUGUAGCCCCUGCAAAUGUCCUCGAGUCUGGACUGGAAAACAGGAAGUGAAGUUGGGGUCUCCCUGAAGUCCCAUCUGCUGUGCCCUCUCACCCCUGCCCCACCUGCUAGACAGGAGCACCCAGAACUGGCCACAUGGUGAACUGAGAUACAGAGAGCCAAAUAUGCAUAUGACGCCUACAGCAACAAGAUGGCCAAUGAGAGCUAGAGCAGGCUGGCCUGAGUGCAGAAGCCAGGCAGGCCACGGAGCCGAGACCCCUCCAGGCCAAGCCUCUGGGAGCAAGCCACACGCCAGCCCUGGGCUUCCUACCUGGGUGGCAGCCCUGCCCUCUGCCAGAGAAGAUAGGCUGAGCUGCAUCAAGACCCAUCCUUCUCCCAGCAAGGCCCACACCCUGGAGUCCCCACCUGGCUUCCAUUCCCUUGGUGGUGGCAGUAACCCUCCCAGGGACUCCGGUAUACCCCACAGGGAAGUUCUGAGCCAGUGUCGUAAGAUCAAGAGCUGCACAAGGCUAUGCUCAGACUGCCAAAUGCAGGCCAAGCCAAGUCACAAAGGAGUCCCCGCUUUCUGAGGUGCAAGGUGGCCUGUUUUUCUUACUGAGAUCUACCUGCAUUAAUGCCUGCUCCCCUCCUCCCAGGUAGAUGAAUAGAUAGGGCUUGUUUUUCCAGAGUGAGGACCCUGGGGCUGGGCCUGGAAUCUUGGGUUGGCUCUAGAUCCCUGGGUGGCCUGAACAGAAUGCCAGAUGUAGGGCACUGCUGAACUGCACUGAGGAAUGGGGGGCGGGGGUGGGGGUGGGGGCAGGGCUGAUCCGAUCCGAUCUGGCCGCUAUAAAACCUGGGCCUUGGUAAGAAGGAUCUGACGUGGCUCUCUAGAGUCAAGACAACAGGGAGCUAGCUCAGUUCCUGGCUACCAGCAGCCCCUUUCCUGGAGACUUCCCUCCGGCACACACAUCUCACUGGCCUUGCACACACAAGGGGAGGGCACGGGCAGAACCUCUGUCCAGCAGCUGGCCCUGGGCUUUGCCCGUACAGCCUAGCAAUUGAACAUCACGUAGCCACCAUCACAGCAUACCCUGCCUGGGGGUGGUGCUGUCAAGACACCUGUGCCUCAGUUUCCCCAUCAGUUUUUAAAGAGGGAUGGUCACGUUUCCCCUGCCUACCUCAUGGAGCUGUUUUGAGGAUUUGUGGAAAAGCACUUUGUCCCCCUAGAAGGACAACUGGAAGCCAAAGCCAUCUGAUGGCCAGUGUAGCAGCUGGGGACCGUGGGGAGUGGCGUGAGGCGUGCGUGCCCUCAGGCCUCAGCCCUGAGGUCGCCCCUGUCCUAAAGGCUCAGCACUGCCCAGCCACGGGGCAGUGGGCAUCGCUGGGCUCCUCUGGCCUGGCUUGCUGUCUCCGUGGUGUGGGCAGACUCCAGCGCACCCGUGCCCAAGGAGACCCGCCUUCCCUGGCGCCGCCCCCACUCGGCAGGCGGGCCGGGCCAGCCGCACCUCCCUGCAGGGGUCACCCCUUCCACUGUCGUCCACCCUGGAAGACCUGACCGCCUCCAGCCUCCGUCCUCCCGAGAACGUCCGCCGCUUCCUCCCGGAGCCGGCCCGCCCACGGCCGGCCGGGCCUGAGACUUCGGCCUCCAGGGUGUGUGUGUUGCUCCCCCGUCCGGCUUCAGUGUAAAUAGCUUUUCCGAGCAGACGCUGGUCGGCCGCGGCCCUGUGGACGACUUUACGGUGCUGACGCGACACUAAUAAACCGAGGG